AUGCCAAUUGCUCUUCGUGCCAUCUCUUUGGAAACCAUUAUUAUUCUCUAUCCUCCUGGUGAAUGGCUUCAUAUCUACACUGAUAGUUCCCUUUUGGAUUUCACCCAGGGCGCUGGUGCUGGCGUCUUCUGUGAUCUGACUUCCUUUUACCUACAUGUUGGCUCUCAUACAACCCAUUUUGACGGUGAAGUCGAGGCCAUCCAUUUAGCCCUUCAACAGCUUUUUUCCCAUCUCUCUCCUCUUGAUAAGGCUGUAAGUUUAUCGGACUCAAGUUCUGCUCUUCAGGCCUUAGAGAGUAACCUAGGAAAACACAGUGCUUGUGUCCACAGCUUCAGGGAGCUGUUGAGCAGAAUUCAGACAAAGAUUGCUUUCCAGUGGGUGCCAUCACAUUGUGGCCCUUGGGGAAAUAAGAUGGUGGACCUUUUGGUAAAGAAAGAUACGGAUAUUCUCCAAAGGUCUUCCACAGAACUCUUCACUCAGCUAAACUUGAAAUUAAUAGGAUUUAUAAAAAAUCCUUUCGUAAUGCUACUGUUAGUGAUUCUGAAAAUAAAUCAUGGAGGGUGCUAUUGA
Messenger RNA from Stegodyphus dumicola, 570 nucleotides. RefSeq lists its product as uncharacterized. The record is from RefSeq and is a predicted model, not a curated record. Lineage: Eukaryota; Metazoa; Arthropoda; Arachnida; Araneae; Eresidae.